CUUGGCCUCGCAGUUGUUCCAGGCGGCACCUAGCAGCUGGUUGUUGCUUCGUUUGUGUUUCUCUAGGCUCAUCCUUCUGUGCGGUAUCAACAAAGGGACGUGGAAUUAAGCUGACUGCCUGGAGUGUUGGUGUUUCACACAAGUUGUGUGCGCGAUCAAGAAUAUCGUAAUAGAAGCCCUGUGUUGUUUGUGGAAGAAAAUUUAAAUUAAGUGUGAAAUUUCGUGCCAGAGUUAGAACUAUUAAACGUACAAAACAGUAUUAGUAUAAUGAUGAUAUUAAUAAGAUAUAGCAGUUGAAUCCUGUCCGAAGUUUCGUAUGUGUGAAGAUAACAAAUUGCCUUUUUUUGGGAGUAUAAUGAUAUUCGUAUUUACGCCUUUAAUUAUUGAUUGGACUGUUAUUUUUUAAAACAUAAAUCAUACGACAGUACUUGAAUUUGUGCCGCGAUUGCUAAAUAUCUGUAUACUGCUCAUUUGAGUCUUGUAAAUUUUGAGUGAAAUUUCUCCGUGAACAAUCUCUUUCUCUAAAUACUGCUAGAAUUGUCUGCGAUGAAGUAGCUCUUCAGAGAUGGAUAUAUACAAACUGAUAUGAAAGUGAAAGCGAUGGACCGAAAGCGUGAAUCUGCAGCACGAUAAGUGAUCGAAGAAGUGCACAAAUGCUGUGUUCUACGCCGGCAUGGGGUGCCGAUAAAUGAGAACCUCAUGCAUUAUUUUGCCGGCGCACGUGUUUCUAUAACCAGUUUUCUACGUCCACCCUGUGCCAUCAGUCGCGCUUGCGUCAAAUAACCCGUCUCCCCACUUCCCCCCCUCAACAGUCCCCUUGGCUACCCUUUUGUGCCGAACAAUACGCACAGUUCUGAACUAGGCAUUGAGGGAAGUGGUUUGUGUUGAAUGGAGUUUGUUUUCCUGUUAAGGUUACGAUUUAUUUCUAAAACUUGUACAGCUGCGAGUAUGGAAAAUCUAAAUGAAUUUUCCGCGCACCGAAAGUCGUAUCAAAACUGAAUUGUAGUGUGGAGAAAUAUCCAACGUCUGAAUCCCUCUGUGUGUUGCAUACAGUCGGUUUGAAGAGGAUUCUUGACAUUAGUGCUUUGAAUCAUUUGUGCAGUGUUUUGUGCAAUUUAAAUAUUCUAUGGCAGAAUUGAACGGUAAACUGUAGUGGUUACACAAAGUGAUGUUUGUUAAUAUAUAAGUAUCACACAUAAUGGUUUUUAGUUUGAUUCCGAUACGAUCGUUAUGAUGAUGCUAAAAAUUUAAGUUCUUUAUUGAUAUCUCCCCUCUAAGCGGGGAAGUUUUGUCCGUGGUAGUGUAAUGGACUCGUGUUUCCCUCCUCUGGCGGCCCUGAGCCUCAGGGACCAUCGUAAGUCAAAUGGCCACCAGACCACCAAUAACCGUCAGGGUCGCCCCUCCGCCGCACAGCAGUCGCCCGGGGAGGCUGACAGCUAUGGCAAGAUCGAGAUUCUGCAGGACUUGGAUUUGUACUACAUCCGUCAGAUAGCGCACAAUCUCAAGGAAUAUGAUCUGGAGCAGAAAAUUGACCUGGAAAUCAAGAUGCGCGAGGGUACGACCAAACUGCUGGCCGCCUGUCGUCACCAGACGCAAACCUUGGAGGCGGCCAAGAACCUCCUUACCUCCAACGAGCGUAUGUCGGCCUACAUGGCGGAGUUGCAGCGGCGGAAGAAGGAGGCACCAUCCAGAGGGCUAGGGUAUGGUUGUCAGCCCUGUAUGGCUCGUGUGUCAUUGUCUGACUUAAGGAUGCCACUCAUCUGGAGGGACACGGACCAUUUCAAGAACAAGGGUGACUACCGUCGCUUUGCAGUAUUCUGCCUUGCACGCAUUGGAACCGAGAUAUACGACACAACACUACUCUGCCCCGUUGAUCGCUCCCUUACUGACCUCACUUUUCCUGAUGUACUCAUCUUCAAUCAGAUUCCUUCUGACUUCGAGUUCCGGUUGGAGGUGUACAGUCAUAUUCUGCAGGAUGACAUGAGCAUUGCCAGCACGCCCCGCAAGAUCAAGAAGACAAUCCACAGUUCCAUUAGUCGAACUGUCGGAAAAAAACUUGCCGCUUCCCUUCGUGAUGAACUCAACACUGGCAAGAUAGGUCCACACUUCGAGCUGAUGGCUACAGCUCGAUUGUCGCUGGACGACGUUCAUGACAGCAUUCAUACACAUGACAUGCAGGUGGAAAACUUAGAAAACCGCAGUCACCAGCUACCUUUAUUUGGCCACUUCUGCUGCCGCUUAGCUGCUCAACCUGACUGUGUAUCACAGGAGAGCUGCUCAGGAGAUCUGAUGUUGCUAGACAGUGAUGCAGCCAGGCAGUGGGUUUCCAUGUGGGGCCAGUUGCAGGCCUUUCGACUUGACUUGUGGGUCAAACGGGAACAAUGGGAGCAAGGCCAAGACCCUGUUAGGUCUAUUGUAGUGGACAGGGAAACUGUGAUACAGCCUAGUAAAUCAGUAACCAAGGAAAUUACAAUAUCAAACUUCUGCGAGGGUAAGGAUGAAAUUUCAGUGAUCCGAACAAAGACAGUGGAUGAUCAGCAGAAGUGGCUAAGGUGUCUUGUUCAGCAUGCUAAGGAUCAUGUGAGGUGGAAGCAUGCAGCAGAAAAAAUUAUGGAAAUUCAGUCACCUGGUUCUGCAAGGCAUUCCUUCACUCGACAACUGCGAGGAGGUUCACUGUAUGAUGAGACACCUCUUAUAGAAUCUGUAUCCAGUGAAUAUCAUCGACCAACAGUGCAGGAAAUUUUUGGAAUGACUCCAUCAACAAGUCUGAGUUCAUGUGCCUCAUCUUCUUCUUCGCCCACAUUUCGAGAACGUUCCCAUAGCUCAGGUGGCAGCAACAAAGGAAGGUUGGGUGGAGGAACUGUUCGAACACACUGGCCAUUUUCACGGAACUGCCAGGAUUGAAGAUUGUACCUGCGUCAUUUAAUCUUACUUGGAGUAGAUGUGUUGCUGUUUGUAUUACUGCACUGAGCUGAUGUGUUUAACGGUUCAUUUAUCCCUAAUUUAAAUUUAUAAUUUCUAAGGUACAGUAGUUUUAUAUCAGCGUUCCAAGUAUUCUGUCAACACAGUUUGUAUUUGGAUGUGGAACUGAACUUCACCUUCUGCCUUGUGUGGAUGUUAAUCGUAGGAAAUUCUUUGACGUGAAUGUGACAAGCAAGGCAAUGAUGACAGUCAUAAAAAUAUUGUUAAAAAGACAUCUAAAUAAAGAUAUGUGACUUAAAUCAUAUUUUUCAUUUAUUUUAUAGGAAAGUAAACUAAAUGUCUUUUUAUAUAAAUGUGUUGAAAGAAGUAUUUAAAUGUAUGCAAUGCAGAGAUAAUGCAAUGUAGUAAACUAAGAUAAUUUCUAUUUAAUUAUAAGUAUAAAUUUGUAGAAUGUUGGUAGAAAUAUCCUGUCAUUAAUAUUAGCCAUUGCACUUCAAAAGCAGUCACUGGUGUUCAGUAUGAUUUAAUGGAACUUUUCAUUAUUUGCAUCUAUGACUGCAGUUUUGUUCUACAGGUAAUUUUGAAAAUAUUACUUGUGCUGUGGUCACAUGUGUACAUUUUGAAUAAGAGUAAAAAGAUUUUUCUUUCUUUCA
Molecule: messenger RNA, 3575 nt
Organism: Zootermopsis nevadensis
Lineage: Eukaryota; Metazoa; Arthropoda; Insecta; Blattodea; Termopsidae
Product: rhotekin
Biological process (GO): septin ring organization; signal transduction; mitotic cytokinesis
Cellular component (GO): actomyosin contractile ring
Source: RefSeq, a predicted model, not a curated record